AUGGCUGAGUUCUGGCGGAGUGAAGCCGAUUUCAGCUCUUCAAGCAGCAUGGGCGGUAUUUCAGCGCCUGAAGUCCACGUGUCUGCUGCUGGAAGCAAAAGAUCUUCUUUUUCUCUCAAUCGUGGCCCUUAUGGUCGGAAUAAUGGAUCCUUAUCCUACAAGUCCAGAGCCAGCCCACCUGCUUCUCGUGAAAAGGACCCUUUGACAAGACUGGGCAAAAGCCAGCUGUGUCCUGCUAACGUCCACCAGAAUUACGGGGCUUCUUCAGCCAGCAGGAGCAAGCCAGGCUCAUGCAAAGGAAGCGACAGCAGCUCAGUGAUGAGGCAAGCAGGCUCCUUCAUGUCUUGUGGUGACAAUCACAGUGUGAAGCCAGAAAAUCCAGAGCAGUGCUUGACUCCUCUGCAGCAGAAGGAACUUACAGUGCGGCAUUCGAAAACAAAGCUGAAGGAAUCUGAGAGCAAACUUAAAGAAAGGGAAACAGAAAUAGAAGAACUCAAAGCUCAGCUGGGACGGAUGAAGGAAGACUGGGUUGAGGAAGAGUGUCAUCGUGUGGAGGCAGAGCUGGCCGCCUUGGAAGCAAGAAGGGAAGUUAAACAACUCAAGCAGGUUAUUGAAAGCAUGAAAAACAGCUUGGCUGAGAAAGACAAAAAAAUGCAGCAAUACUUCAUAGACAUUAGCAUUGAAAACAAGAAACUGGAAUCUUUGCUGCAGAGCAUGGAGAUGGCUCAGAGCAGCUCUGUGAGAGAUGAGCAGUGCCUGGAGUACAGGUGUGACUCAGAGGGGAAGCCGUUGGUGUUGUGUACCACAAUGCCAGACAGCCUCACCACAGAGGACCAAGCUCUGGAGGAGGUGGCUUCUUCCCGGGAGGAGGAGAAAGUCAGCCAUGUGAUGGUGGAGCAGGCCAUCCAGACUGACAUGGUGGCAUCUAGCCUAGAUGUGGAGCAGCUCAUUCAAAACAUCUUCAGAGCUCAAGAUGCCUGUCCUCUAAGCCCACCGUCUUCACUGAAGGAACUGGGUGAAUUUUCUCCUGGAAGGUUCAGUGACUCUGGUAUCAUAGUGGACUUAACUCCAAGUCAUCCAAACUCUGCCAUCCUUUUGUCACCUAUGGAGUCUCCAUGCAGGAAGGUGGAGCACGGAGUUAAGGAAAACCAUUUUAUGAAGGAACGUGAUUUUGCAGAACCUCAUGACGAUGAAGCCUUUGGGUAUGUCAAGACAGGAAUAAAGAAGAGAUAUGUAGCAGCCCCUGUUGUACCAACUAUCCUGUGGGCUUUCCGUACUCGGAGAGGAGGAACAGAUCCCAUUUACAGUAUUGGAGCAUUGCUUUGUGUUUGCGGCCUGGUGGCCCUGCACUCUUUGCACCAUACACCCUUCGAGAUGAAAACCUGA
Molecule: messenger RNA, 1386 nt
Organism: Gavia stellata (red-throated loon)
Lineage: Eukaryota; Metazoa; Chordata; Aves; Gaviiformes; Gaviidae
Product: syntabulin-like
Biological process (GO): synapse maturation; axonal transport of mitochondrion
Cellular component (GO): cytoplasmic microtubule; vesicle
Source: RefSeq, a predicted model, not a curated record